Molecule: messenger RNA, 1943 nt
Organism: Daktulosphaira vitifoliae (grape phylloxera)
Lineage: Eukaryota; Metazoa; Arthropoda; Insecta; Hemiptera; Phylloxeridae
Gene: grp
Product: serine/threonine-protein kinase grp
Exons: 10
Coding region: 318-1697 (459 amino acids)
Biological process (GO): mitotic G2 DNA damage checkpoint signaling; protein phosphorylation
Cellular component (GO): site of double-strand break; nucleus; cytoplasm
Molecular function (GO): ATP binding; protein kinase activity
Source: RefSeq, a predicted model, not a curated record
AUCGUAAUCUGUGUCCAAGAUCAUAAUUUGUUAAUUAACUUAGUUUGAUAACGACAUAACCUUUAUAUAUAUAAUUUAAUGUUUUUAUUUAGGAUCUCGUGUUACCAGCCGUGCUUAACCUAAAGUUUAAGGUUACACUUUUAAAACUCAAAAGAGUUAACGGAUAUAAUUGUUAUGUCUCAUUUUAAUUCUAGUAUUUUUUAAUAUUGACAUUGUGUGCUUAAAAAUUUAAUAAUAAUCACAUGUGUAUUUCUUACAGUUGCAUUUUUAUAUUUGUGCUUUUAUUCUAACUUGAUCAUUAAAGUUAAAGAAAAUAAAUGAGCGCCGAAUUUGUUGAAGGAUGGUCAAUAGCACAAACUUUGGGAGAAGGAACAUUCGGAGAGGUGAAGCUUUUGAUAAAUCGAAAUACAAAUAGUACUGUGGCUAUGAAAGUGAUAGAUUUAAAAAAUUAUCCUGAUGCCAUAUCAAUGGUAAAAAAAGAAGCAACUAUACACUGUCGUUUAAAACAUCCUAGUAUUAUUAAAUAUUUUGGACAAAGAUAUAGUAAGGAUAAUUUUUACAUAUUUUUAGAAUAUGCUUCUGGAGGAGAGUUAUUUGAUAGAAUAGAACCAGAUGUUGGGAUGCCACAGUCUGAUGCACAAAAACUAUUUAAAGAAUUAAUUGAUGGUGUAGACUAUUUACAUAAUAAUGGUAUUGCACAUAGAGACUUAAAACCAGAAAAUUUAUUAUUAGAUGAACAUGGCAAUUUAAAAAUCAGUGAUUUUGGACUUGCAACAAUGUUUAUGUGUAAUGGAAAACGCCGAAAACUUGAAAAUAGCUGUGGUACUCGUCCAUACUUAGCACCAGAAGUUUUGUCACAUUGUCCAUAUCAAGCUGAACCUUCUGAUCUAUGGUCAUGUGGUAUAAUUCUUGUCUCAAUGCUAGCUGGAGAAUUACCAUGGGAAACACCUUCUGAUGAUGAAGUUGAGUACAAGAUAUGGAAAACAACUGAUUAUGCUAAUCAUUCACCUUGGUGUAAAUUGGAUACAUUAGCUUUAUCACUAGUUAGAAAAAUAUUGAUACCUACACCUUCACGUCGAUAUGAUAUAUCCAAAAUAUGCUCUCAUCGCUGGUUCAAAAAAUCAAAAUCGAAUGUUGAUAAGUUUAAUAUGCCUAAAUAUUGUGACAAUGAUUUUGAUGAAGCACGCCCUUGUUAUUCACAACCUGCCCCAGCAGCUAAUAGUUAUCCAACUGUAUCUAUUCUACCAAAUGAAUCUGAAAUUUAUUCAUUUUCUCAACCUACUCAAGUUGAAGAUUUAUUAUUAUCAUCACAACUAUUAUCAUCACAGCCAGUUACAACAGUAACAAAUAACUCAAUUCAAAAAUUAGUUAGAAGAAUGACUAGGUUUAUUGUAGUGUUAUCACCAGAAGAAGCAAUAGCUAAAUUGUCUCAAUUUCUCGACAAUUUAGGAUAUACAUGGAAAAUUAACUCAUCUAGUUUGGUAACUAUAAUCACUGCUGAUCAAAGAUUAGUAUUUAAAUCGAAUAUAAUUCCAAUGCAGAAUCAAACAUUAAUUGAUUUUCGACUCUCAAGAGGUUGUGGACUUGAGUUUAAAAGACAUUUUGUUGCUAUAAAAAAUUCAAUGUCAAAAAUUAUAUCAAAAGGACCUUUGAUGUGGCCAGUUGCAAUUGCCACUAAUUCUGUACCAUACAUUUAAAAGUAAUUAAAUUAUGUAAACAUAUUUAAUUUAUUUUGGCUUAGUGAAUGCUCUCAUCAAUAAAAACUAAAUAUUUUAAAAGAAUUAAAAAGACUGAAAAUAAAUAAAUAUUUGUAUUAUAAAAGGUUUUAUUGAUCACUUUUUAUUAAAAACUUGUGAAAUACAUUAAUACUCUUUAAACAUGUUACCUAAUUUUUAUUAAUUAUUUUAUAAAUUUUAAUUAUAAGUUAUUAAAUAGUGUUCUUA